Messenger RNA from Diaporthe citri, 1428 nucleotides. RefSeq lists its product as uncharacterized. Gene Ontology annotation, molecular function: heme binding; peroxidase activity. NCBI's taxonomy places the organism in Eukaryota, Fungi, Ascomycota, Sordariomycetes, Diaporthales, Diaporthaceae. The record is from RefSeq and is a predicted model, not a curated record. Bases 1 to 1428 code for a protein of 475 amino acids. The transcript has 5 exons. Gene Ontology annotation, cellular component: cytosol.
AUGGCUUCAUCCAUCGAUCUCAACAACAUCCAAGGAGACAUCCUGUCUGGGCUCCCCAAGAAAGCUGAGACAUUCUACUUCUUCGAGAUUGACAAGAAUGUGGAUGCAUUCCGUACCCGCCUUCACAAAGUUGUGCCUCUGAUCGCCUCAGACAAGUUCGUGUCGUCCGGGCGAGACAAGAUCUCUUCGCAUAGGAAACACCACACAGGUUUUCUGUCUCUUGCUUUCGCAAAUAUUUCCUUCUCCUCCAAAGGCCUCCAGAAGAUCGGAAUCAAUGCAGCCGAGGCCAAGGACGACGGCUUUACAGCCGGUAUGCUGCCCGAUGCGAAAGCUCUCGGUGACGCUGGGACAGGAGUCGAUGGCAAGCCUUUCGAACCCAAGUGGAUCCCCGAAUUCAAGAAGGGGACCAUCGACGGCGUCAUCGUCAUCGCUGGAGAUUGCGAGCACAGCAUAAACAAGAAGCUGGACGAGAUCCUCGCUGUCUUCAGCAACACCAUCCACAAGGUGAUCAGCAUCUUCGGGCACAGCCGUCCCGGCAAGGAGAGUGGCCACGAACACUUCGGAUUCUUGGAUGGUGUUUCCAACCCAGCUGUGAAGGGAGUCAGCGAGGACCUUUCGACCCAGGGACCGGUCGACCCAGGAGUCAUCCUGCUGGGCCGCGAGGGCGAUGCGCAACAAGCGGAAAGGCCAGUAUGGGCCAAGGACGGAAGCUUCCUGGCCUUCCGUUUCCUGCAGCAGCUCGUGCCCGAGUUCGACAGGUUCCUGGAGCUGAAUGCCCCUCGGGUCAACGAUCCCGCCGCGAACACUGCCGAGCUUCUCGGUGCUCGCUUCACCGGCCGCUGGAAGUCUGGUGCGCCUAUCCAGGUUACUCCGUUCAAGGAUGACCCGGCGCUGGCUGCAGACCCAAAGAGGAACAACAUCUUCACGUUUGAUAAAGGCAACCAAGACAAAUGCCCCUUCGCAUCUCAUGUCCGCAAGAUGAACCCCCGAGGUGACAUCCUCAUCGGUGACAUCAACCCGCAUAGGGUCAUACGACGGGGCAUCCAGUAUGGGCCUGAGGUCAAUGACCGGGAGAAGAAGCAGCACAAGACGGAGAAGGACAGGGGACUCUUGUUUGUCAGCUACCAGAGCAGCCUGGGCAGAGGAUUCCAGUUCCUGCAGAAGAGCUGGGCCAACAACAUCAGCUUCCCGCCGAACACACCGCAGGUGCCCGGCUUCGACCCUCUGAUCGGUCAGGUCGAUAACACGGUCCACAACGAGGGCCCGCGGAACAUGACCGGCGCUGAUCCGGUGAACGUUGCCAAUUCGCUCGAUCUAGGCUUCCAAGUCUGGGUUGUUCCCAAGGGCGGUGAGUACUUCUUCUCGCCUUCGAUCUCUGUUCUCAGGGACACCUUCGCGAAGAAUGGCGUGGAUGAGCUCAAGCUGUGA